Messenger RNA from Penaeus monodon (black tiger shrimp), 4728 nucleotides. RefSeq lists its product as uncharacterized. The transcript is spliced from 6 exons. The record is from RefSeq and is a predicted model, not a curated record. NCBI's taxonomy places the organism in Eukaryota, Metazoa, Arthropoda, Malacostraca, Decapoda, Penaeidae. The coding region runs from base 717 to 2966 and encodes 749 amino acids.
ACAGUGCGGAGGUUGGACGUGUGCGCAGAGCUCCCGGCAGAGGGCGGCUCCCGGAAAGGUGGAUCGACCCAUACGGCUUCUUGUUGGUGUUUUUUUAAAACGUUGACAGGUUUCUUAUCCUGAAGAGCAUUUAAGUGAAUAGCCGUGGAAUUUUGUGUUGAUUGACCUUUUAACGUGAUUAAUAUCAUUGCACAAAUAAUCCAACGCAUUGCUGGAUAACACAGUUUGGAAGAGAAACUCACCCUCGAACAUCUGACUGAAAAGAUACAUUCCCGCCCUCAAGAUGGAUCUCGAGACUUGAGAGACUUGGAAUUAUCGAGUGUUACGCCUCGUCCCUCGAACUUCUUAACGUUACCUUGCAGGAGGUCGUGACAUUUCCUGCCCCUCACGCGACCGAAACUCCACAAAAAGAAGAGACGAGACCGAGCCCGGAGCACUUCCGAGCGUUCGCGGAGUUAUUCCGAAGCCCAAAAUGGGUCCCUGAGUCAGCACUUCUUCGGGUCUUCCAGGGAGAUCCCACGAUAGUGUUGUCCUCAACGCGCAACUCAGACAGUGAGUGAUAGACAUUAAAGGAAACGGUGUGUAAACAGAAAACCCCAUUGCUUGUAAGUGAAGUGAAAAAGUUCACACCACCAGACCAAAGUAGUGACUGUGCGCUAUGCUGGCCACGAGGAGACGCCAGUGAGCACAGGCAGAGGAGCCACGCCGCCGCAAGCAUGGGUCCUGCGGGCGUGUUCACGUGCGAGGCUGUCUACCACGGGCGGAGGCAAGUGCAAGGGUCCCAGUCCUCCGCCACCCUCACCGCCCUCGUGGAUCACCUCGUCCACGCGCCCGUGCCCACGCCAGCCCACGAUGCCCAGACGUAUACCAAGCUGCGGCGAGAGCGAUGCCAGCUGCAGUGCGACGACGAGCGCCUCCGCGUCACGCCCGUCCGCAAAGAUGAAGGGUUCGAGUCCGACUCCGAGUCCUCCGGCAGCGCCUGCGACGAGUCCUGCUGCGGCACCCAGGACAUCAAGGUGAUCAGCGACCACGUGCUGCGCCUCGACCAGCUGAUCCACGAGGAUGGCGGCUCGAUGGGCUUCGCCUCGGCCUCCGACGACACCUCUUCUUCCGCCACCAGCAGCGGGGCGGAGAGCGAGGACGACACCCCCAGGUCGGGGGGGUCGCACCACCCCCACCCCAACCAGCACACGCAGGUUGACGCGGCCGGAGGAGUCGGUGACAUGUUCCUGAUGAGCGACAUCCUGUACUGCCACGUGGCGGCGGCGACGCCCCGAGUGGUGGUGGUGGUGGUGAAGGACGCGGGAUCUAGUCAGGUAUUCGCCCACGUGUUCCAGUGCCUCACCGAGGAUGCCGCCAGAUCUCUCUACGCCCACUACAAGGAAGCCAGUAAUAAAUACAAACUCAAUAGAUAUAGGAACAGCAAACGAAAGACCGAGUUGUUGAAGGGCGAAGCAGCUGGCCAGGGCGGGAAAGUGGUUAGCGCCAGCGGCGGCGGCACCAAGAAGGGCGCCAAGAGCCUGAGCCACGCGCUGGACGGCGGCGGCGGUCGCGGCUCCGUCCGGUCGGUGGAGGCCCGAGUGCUGACGGGGGAGAAGCGCGGCGACACAGGAAGCAACGUCAAUGUUAUCGAAAUUCGCGAGACGCAAGAGGACGGCGAAAAGUCGCGUCCCUGGAACCUCGUGCAGCACACCGAUGCGAACGGCGUGACGCACAUCGAGAUAGAGAGCGGGCCUUGCAGCCUCGUCAGCAGUUCCUCCGAGGUGUCAGACUUCAGCAGCAUGGUCAGCCUAGGCGCAACACGAAGCGGCCAAUCUGCGCAGCCAGCGUCCCUUUUGGCCCCGAGGCCGUCUAGCCGAGCUGAGGCUUUUAGCAGCAGCAGCGGCAGCGACGGCGGGAGCGUGCGGGGCACCAACAGCUGCCCCAGCAGCCUGGUGAGCAACGGGCGGGAGGUUCUGGUCGCUGGAGAGACGGACAAGAAGUUCAGACAGCGCCAGCCAGCGCUCCUGCUGCGGGAGGACCUUGCGCGGCAGGCGAGGAGAGCCGACGAGUGGCGCAGCGACGACAGCCUGAGGCGAAGCGAGAAGAGGAGGGACGACCCGGGCAAAGAGGACAAAAAGUCCCGCCGCGACGACCAUGACGGACGCAGCCGGCGCGAGCGGUACGAAGGGGACCGAAUGCUGGUCCGGGAGGUGACGAGGGCCACUAUGGAGGCCAUGAUCCCCCGAAUCACCACAGACCGGCAAGGCCGACCCCGAGACCACUCCCGAGGGCGACUCCGGCACUCCCACAACAAGGGGCCUGCACCCCCUCCUCCGCCCCGCCGGCACCCCAACAACCCCUCGCUCAUGCUGGUCCCCACCAAGAGCGGCACCGAGAACGCUCGCGCAUUUUACCCCAAAGAGUCCCACAUCGUGCGCGGGAACAAGCUGGUGCGCGUCGACUACCCCGCGUACCCCGGCGGCUGGAUGCACCAGGACGUCAACAACAACCCCCAUCAUUACAACUAUUAUUCGGGCGCCGCCUGGCUGGGCCCCCACGAGUACCACGCGCUGCGGCACCGCGACCCCCCCAUUACGCCGGAGAUGAGGCGCCGGUCGCGCUCGAAGAGCCCCGCGCGGAGGCCGAUGGCCCACCGCUACAUCGACGCUGUCUCGACGUUCAGCAUCUCGCAGAAGCUCAAGGACUUCUCCGACGCGGUUUUCACGAGCAAAAAGAACAAUAAUAAUGUCGCUAGUAAUGCAAUGGGAAAUAGCCUUAGUGCGAACUGUGGUCAGUUUAACUCCAGUAAUGAUACGGAGGUCAAAGGUCACCAGCGGUCACUGUCUACUGCGUCUGCGCCAGCGGGAGACGGCGACGGCACUCUCAGGCCAGUCAUAAAGAAGGGCCGCCGACCGGAAAAUUCCCCCCAGACCCGCCGCGUCACCUUCAGCGCUUACGCCACGGUGCAGGUGAUGGACGCGUGACCCCGCGACGCCAGAGAGUCUGACGCGGCCGCCCCGCCGUCGCCGUCGCUGCUCAAAGACACCAGCUGUGCCUCAGUGGGAAAACGACGGUUCCAAUAACCCUUCCGCCUCCCUGUCGCUGCAGUCUUGUUUGGGUGAAUGAAUUACCUCUUCCUUAACCCUGUGGUCUAAUCAAAGUCAUGUGGAUACUUUAGGAAUAAGAUUCUGUAGAUCGGUGCGGCCGACGCUCCGCAUGUCCAGCAGUGCGUGGCGGUCAGAUGCGGCCUCUCGACGUCUCCUGCGAGCGCCGGUGCCACGAGCGAUGAUCGACGGAACAAGGCGAGGGGCGCUCUGCGGACGCGAAGGCCGACGCUGCAAGAACGCUUCUUGUUACUACUUCAAGCUUCCGCAGUGGUUUAAACCUUUCAUACACUCUCAUAAGCUUUUAAGUCGCUUCUCCAUCGUUGUUAAUUUAUCAUCAAAUAUCAUGUUUAGAUUCAUCGUCAUCUCCGGUUAAUCACAACCUCCAUUAGAGCUGAUGCAUAUAUACAUACAUAUAUAUAUAUGCAUAUGUGUGUGUGUGUAUGUAUGUAUGUAUGUAUGUAUGUAUGUAUGUAUUGUAUGUACGUACAUCAGCAGUUAGUAUUGUUCUUAUCACUUUAGAAGAUCGCUGAAAAGAGUACCAUCGCGAGUCAUGUGAUGGUGGCAACAAAUCGGUUACUAGGAAGUUUGUCUGUCAGUUGUAUUAUAUUUUUAUCAAGAGGCUUUUUAUGUUUGCGUGAGUCUUAGAGAGAGAGACAGAGACAGAGACAGACAGAGACAGAGAGAGAGAGAGAGCGAGAGCGAGAGCGAGAGCGUGUGCCAUACAUACUACCAGCGCACACACACAAUGUCCUGGAGAACAAGACGACCGUUUGGGAAGGGAAAGCAGGAUGUGUGGAGGAAAACAUCGAAAUUGAGCGAAACUUGGCCAAUUUCUUCCCACAGGGUUACCACAAGGCGGGCCACAGCGCUGCGCCACGCGAUUACCGAAGACCCCAGGCAUGGAAACGCACCCGCCCACACACACGCCCACGGUGAUCUGGCUACACGCGCGCGUGCGCACGCACACAAGCGCGCGCACACACACACACACACACACACACACACACACACACACACACACACACACACACACACACACACACACACACACACACACACACACACACACACACACACACACACACACCAGACACGUGUACCUUCACACCCAAUAAUCGCAUGCAUGAUUUUGAAUGAACUAAAAGUCGUGUCUCAUUUACAGUCACGUUUUCAUCAUGGCUCCACGUCUGUGCAUUCGUUUUGUAUAGCAUAUAUCGUGUAUAAAUCAUUCUCUCAUUCAGACAGUCCCAUUCAAUCAUGCACUUCCCAAUAUCAUGCUUUCACCAGGCUAAAGUAUUGUAAAUGUAUUAUACAUACAUGCCUACGAACGUACACAUGUAUUUGUGUAGGUACAUGUAUGUGUGUCUGUGUGUGUGUGUAUUUUAUGUCCGUAUGCAUAUUAUGUGUACGCGUGUAUAUGAAUGGAUGUAUGUACAAUAACAGCAUAGUGCCUUUGACUGUGUUAGGUCCAAAAGAAUAUCCAUCUUCACAUGCCCUUCUGUGUGCGAAAGAGAGCUGUCCUAGAACGAUUUAUGUGUAAAAGUUUUAUGACUAUGUUUUAUUUCGCCUGCGAACUGAGUGGGAACAUUAUAAAAGAUAAAUUGUAUAUAAUGCAAUUAAUAAAGUCAGUAUUAACAAU